CUACCGACGACCAGGCACGACGGGCUCCCCCCAAAUGGGGACGAUAUCAGGGCCCCUGGCGGGAGGGAGGGCCGCCAGCGCCGAUGGCGGGUUCUUCGGUGGAGCCGGGACGGGUACAAAAGGGCAGAAGCCCAAGGUGACGGGCGUCCCGUCCUGCCUGCUUCAGAGAAGGAGCGCAGCGGGGAGCCCAAGGGGCCUGAGGACAGCGGUGCUGGCGGCGCGGGCUGCGGAGGCGCGGAGGACCCCGCCAAGAAAAAGAAACAGCGGCGGCAACGCACGCACUUCACCAGCCAGCAGCUGCAACGGGUUCUUCUGGAGCCGGGACGGGUACAAAAGGGCAGAAGCCCAAGCCCCUUCCCCCAGGUCUGGUUCAAGAAUCGGCGAGCCAAGUGGCGGAAGCGCGAGCGUAACCAGCAGCUGGACCUGUGCAAGGGCGGCUACGUGCCGCAGUUCAGCGGCUUGGUGCAGCCCUACGAGGACGUGUAUGCCGCCGGCUACUCCUACAACAACUGGGCGGCCAAGAGCCUGGCGCCGGCGCCGCUCUCCACCAAGAGCUUCACCUUCUUCAACUCCAUGAGCCCGCUGUCGUCGCAGUCCAUGUUCUCGGCGCCCAGCUCCAUCUCCUCCAUGACCAUGCCGUCGAGCAUGGGCCCCGGCGCCGUGCCCGGCAUGCCCAACUCGGGUCUCAACAACAUCAACAACCUCACCGGCUCCUCGCUUAACUCGGCCAUGAAGCGCGAGCGUAACCAGCAGCUGGACCUGUGCAAGGGCGGCUACGUGCCGCAGUUCAGCGGCUUGGUGCAGCCCUACGAGGACGUGUAUGCCGCCGGCUACUCCUACAACAACUGGGCGGCCAAGAGCCUGGCGCCGGCGCCGCUCUCCACCAAGAGCUUCACCUUCUUCAACUCCAUGAGCCCGCUGUCGUCGCAGUCCAUGUUCUCGGCGCCCAGCUCCAUCUCCUCCAUGACCAUGCCGUCGAGCAUGGGCCCCGGCGCCGUGCCCGGCAUGCCCAACUCGGGUCUCAACAACAUCAACAACCUCACCGGCUCCUCGCUUAACUCGGCCAUGUCCCCGGGCGCCUGCCCUUACGGCACACCCGCCUCGCCCUACAGCGUCUACCGGGACACGUGCAACUCGAGCCUAGCCAGCCUGCGGCUCAAGUCCAAGCAGCACUCGUCGUUCGGCUAC
Molecule: messenger RNA, 1188 nt
Organism: Myotis davidii
Lineage: Eukaryota; Metazoa; Chordata; Mammalia; Chiroptera; Vespertilionidae
Gene: PITX1
Product: paired like homeodomain 1
Exons: 3
Biological process (GO): regulation of transcription by RNA polymerase II; anatomical structure morphogenesis
Cellular component (GO): nucleus
Molecular function (GO): DNA-binding transcription factor activity, RNA polymerase II-specific; RNA polymerase II cis-regulatory region sequence-specific DNA binding
Source: RefSeq, a predicted model, not a curated record